Symphalangus syndactylus (siamang) is the source of this 916-nucleotide messenger RNA. RefSeq lists its product as uncharacterized. The record is from RefSeq and is a predicted model, not a curated record. Lineage: Eukaryota; Metazoa; Chordata; Mammalia; Primates; Hylobatidae.
AUGGACCGUACCAAGACGAAGGGAGGAAAGCCUGCGAAGUUGUGUUGGAAAAAUUUUCCACUCCAGUCACGCCGCUUCCCCCUACACCCGGAAGAUUGGCCCUCCCAGAGGAACUCCCACACGGGGCGGGGCUGGGUAGGGGAGUGGGAGUUGCGUAGAGGGAGGGAGUGCUGGUCACGUGGCAAGAGGCUGCGCAGGCUCCUUCCGGCCCUCGGGGCUUCGGCGGCGGCGGCCAGCGAGGCGCCUGGGCGCAUGCGCAGCGAGGUUCCACGUGAGCGCCUGCGUUUCUCCUCAAACCUAACGAUGCCGCAGGAACGGAGGAGACCAAUGAAACUGGACCGGAGAACCCGAGCGAAGCCGAAGCGGAAGCCCGGAAUGAGGCCGGACUGGAAAUUCGGAGCGGCGCCAGGCGGGCCUCCCCAAAAGCCUGCCCCUUCAUCCCAGCGGAAACCGCCGGCCCGGCCAAGCGCGGCGGCCGCUGCGAUUGCAGUCGCGGCGGCGGAGGAGGAGAGACGGCUCUGGCAGCGGAACCGCCUGACGCUGGAGGAGGACAAACCGGCCGUGGAGCGGUGCUUGGAGGAGCUGGUCUUCGGCGACGUCGAGAACGACGAGGACGCGUUGCUGCGGCGUCUGCGGGGCCCGAAGAAGGAUGUGCCCUCUGAGCAGACAAAACACAAGAGCUACCCCGUCUUCGGAGCUGAUGCUGCUUCUCUUAGGGUUAAAGGAUAACUUCCAAAGGAGAUUGUAAAUUAUUGGAGAGACUUCGUUAUAAGAGUAAGUUAUAUGAGAAAUGGUGCUGGAGGAAUUGUUUAACACUGAAAUCGGUUUUCAACUGUUCUUAAUUUAUCAUUUAUAUUGCGCUUAAUUCCAAAAAGGAUCAGAGGUUGAGUACAAUAAAGAAUACCGAUUUAAAAGA